Ostreococcus lucimarinus CCE9901 is the source of this 312-nucleotide messenger RNA. Its product is annotated as F-ATPase family transporter: protons (vacuolar). The annotation marks the transcript as partial. The record is from RefSeq and is a predicted model, not a curated record. Lineage: Eukaryota; Viridiplantae; Chlorophyta; Mamiellophyceae; Mamiellales; Bathycoccaceae. Gene Ontology annotation, cellular component: vacuolar proton-transporting V-type ATPase, V1 domain. Gene Ontology annotation, biological process: proton transmembrane transport. The transcript has a single exon. Gene Ontology annotation, molecular function: proton-transporting ATPase activity, rotational mechanism.
AGAGACGAAGUCAUGAGCGGAAGUUUGGAGUGGAGCGCGGCGCACAAGGAUGAAGGGUUCUGGCGAGAGUGCGCGACAAAGUUGACGGAUAACAACUGUCAAAUAUUGCGCGUGCUGAUCAAACUCAUCGACGGUAGCGAGGCGAUGGAUCCGAAGACGCUCGCCGUGGCGUGCAACGACAUCGGAGAAUUUGCCGUUCACUAUCCAGCCGGGCGAUUCCUCGCGAAUGAUUUAGGGGGUAAAGAACAUAGCAUGCGAUUGAUGUCGCACGAAGACGACGAAGUUCGCAAAUCUGCGCUACAGUGCGUGCAA